Molecule: messenger RNA, 790 nt
Organism: Manihot esculenta (cassava)
Lineage: Eukaryota; Viridiplantae; Streptophyta; Magnoliopsida; Malpighiales; Euphorbiaceae
Product: protein LTO1 homolog
Exons: 1
Coding region: 165-539 (124 amino acids)
Source: RefSeq, a predicted model, not a curated record
UCAACUACCGCCAUUGGUACUGUCUCUUCAAGUUCAAGCAGGUAUCCGCCCAUCAAUCUCUAUAAUAAAUUCUUCAUAUCAAUUGUGCUUUUCAAGUCAUCAAACUAUUUCAAUUUUUGUUUUAUAAUCUUUCCUUCGCUCCACGAAAGAGGCAAAAUUUUUCCAUGGAGUCUCAUUCUCAGUCUGAGUCUCAGUCUAACUCCAUCCAAGAUAUCUUCGAAUCCUCGCUAAAUCUAGAGGAUACCCAUUACGGUGAAGGCUAUAGUCAUGGUGUAGUUGCAGGAAAAGAGGAAGCUCGACAAGUGGGCCUCAAGACUGGUUUCGAGGUCGGCGAGGAACUUGGCUUCUAUCGGGGCUGUGUCGAUGUUUGGAACUCUGCCAUUCGGAUUGACCCGACUGCAUUAUCGACCCGGGUUCAGAAAUCCAUCAAGCAAAUGGAAGAGUUGAUUGAGAAAUACCCGCGGUUGGAUCCGGAGGAUGAGAGUGUGGAGGAGAUUAUGGAUAGUUAUGAGUAUAAAUGCGUACUUGUACCAUAUUGAAGAGGAGGAAUCAAAUAAUACAAUAACUCUCUCUCUCUUUCUCUCCUUCUCCCUCCGUUCUUCCUUUCCUUUCCUCUCCCCUUUCUUCUAUUUUCUUCUCCCAUUUCCUCUAUUUUCUAUCUAGUCAUGGCCUUGCCAUAAGAGAAAAGGGAAGAAAUUAUUAGAGGAGAAAAUAAAUUAAGUGAAAAUAAUAAAAAGGAAAAAUUAUAGAGAGAAGGAAAAUGAUUAGAGAAAAAAAUGGGAGAAACUAA